Molecule: messenger RNA, 844 nt
Organism: Colletotrichum destructivum
Lineage: Eukaryota; Fungi; Ascomycota; Sordariomycetes; Glomerellales; Glomerellaceae
Exons: 2
Coding region: 495-722 (75 amino acids)
Source: RefSeq, a predicted model, not a curated record
UCUUUUGGUAUAUAAGGCCGAGGGCAGAGAACCAGGGAACGGAUGACUUCCGUCUAGACACAGACAUACACACACGUUUGCCUGCGUUAUAUUUGGGGGGGAAGAAAGCGAACAAUCAACACUUUUGCUUACUCCACCAGCAGCCAUCGGAACGAAAGUUUUUCUCCCCUCUGAUCAUAAGACCGUCUUUCAACUCACUCAGAUGAUGUUAUUCGGAAGAGAAAUCGUCAAAAACACCAAGCUUUUCGACACGGUUUCCAGUCAUAACAGGCCUGCCUUCUUGUUACCACGACCGCGUUGACAAGAGAGUAAUAACCAGUCUGACUCACGAUUUGAAAGAGAGGGAAAACCGACGACACCCCCCCUCGACACGCCCCGUCUGUGUAAUACGAGCAGUACGAAUAGGUACUGAAACGAUUCAGAUACGGAAGAAGAAGAACAAGGGGGAGGGAGCGUGACGAGCAUCUAGCCAAGGGCCCGAGUCCUAGGAAAGGAUGGGCCGAAGUGGAUACGACACCACGGACUUGGGGAGUUUCGUCCGGUCCAACCCGCGUUGGGCCGGCGGGAACAGAGCCGGUGCCGGAGCGGGACAGAAGAGCGCGGGGAAAGCGUUCGGGCCGCCGGUAACGACGGGGCCGAUGCAACAGGCGGGAUCGGCGGCGGGAUCGGCCUCGGCUUCUAGCAAGAACCGGGGUGGGGGUGCGGUCCCGCCGAAGAAGUGACGGCCGAGCUUGGUGCCUUUCCCCCUCUUUUUACGAACCAGCACGUAGGGUCGCUGUUGGUCAAUGAGCGGUGGACGUUACUGAUGGGCGGAACUCAUCCAACCGGAGCGGGAACAUGCUGG